Porites lobata is the source of this 927-nucleotide messenger RNA. NCBI's taxonomy places the organism in Eukaryota, Metazoa, Cnidaria, Anthozoa, Scleractinia, Poritidae. The record is from the annotation of a GenBank genome assembly.
AUGAUCUACAAGAUGGACAAUUCAACUGGAAGAUUGUCUUUGUACCAGACCCUUCAGGCAAGAGGAGCGUAUGGCCUCGAGUACUUUUCUAUUGACAACAAACAUUUCCUUGCUGUCGCUAAUCAUUGCGAUGGAACAUACCGGCUGGAUUCUAAAGUCUAUCAAUGGAAUGGAAGGCUGUUUGUCGACUUUCAGAAAUUGUCAACAAACGGAGCAAGCCACUUCACGUACUUCAAGAUACAUGGAAAAAAUUAUCUCGCAGUAGCAAACUACCAUGACGGAAGUACCCACUCUACAAAGUCAGUUAUCUACGAAUGGAGCGGCGGCAAGUUUAACAAAUUUCAGGACAUACCAACUGAAGGUGCCUUGGGAUGUACGGCGUUUGUGAUAAACGGUGACACAUUCAUCGCUUUUGGAAACCAUUACAACUCCCAACACAAGUAUUCUGUUCAGUCCACUGUGUUCAAGUGGUCAGGAGGUCACUUUGUUAAACUGCAGUCUCUUCAGACUUACGGAGCGCGCGGUGUUAAGUCUUUCAACAUCAACGGUCACACGUUCCUCGCUUUUGCUAACCAAUAUUCUGGAAGUAAACACAACACCAAUUCGUUCAUUUACAAGUGGAAUGGUAACAAGUUUGUCCUGUUCCAGUCCAUUCCUACUCGAGGAGCCAUCGCAUGGUGUCCAUUUGUGAUCAACGGUCAAACCUACCUUGGUGUGGCUAAUCACCAUGGUGACAGUCAGAAACACAACACUCAGUCAGUUGUGUACCAGGCCUCUGGAGCAAGGUUCAUCAAGUACCAAGAGAUUCCCACACAUGGAGGGCAUGGUAUGACGUCAUUUGAGUACAAAGGUCAUACUUACCUUGCAGUGGUAAACCAUUACAACCAGAAAUACAACAUAAACAGCGCCCUGUACAAGUGGGUAUAG